This is a messenger RNA of Metarhizium acridum CQMa 102, 3114 nucleotides long. The record is from RefSeq and is a predicted model, not a curated record. Lineage: Eukaryota; Fungi; Ascomycota; Sordariomycetes; Hypocreales; Clavicipitaceae.
AUGCCGGCUCCCGUCAACCAAGGUGGAUACUUUGAGGUCUACAUCCUACGUUCAAAGGACAUUUUAGAUGCGGACUUUCUGGGUUCAAAAGAGGACAUUCCAUCGAAUUUACCUCAGACCGUGGCUGUUAAAUGUCCCAAGAUACGGGGCAAACUGAAUGACAGACGGAACCAGAAACUUUGGACCUCCAUGGCCAUGGAGCUGCAGAUUCUGAAACACGAACAUGUAAAGGACCAUGAUAACAUUAUUACAUUGCUGGGACUGAGUUGGAGAUGUGUGCGGGGAACGUACAUGCCUGCUUUUGUUCUUGAAGCCGCAAAGUCCGAUUUGUACAGUAUGAUACAAUCAUCCCAGUUCGCCUUGAACAAGAUGACCACGAGAAAAAUUCUAGGGUUGGCAGUCGACAUCUCAUGCGGUCUCUCGGCAUUGCACGACUUAGGCAUCAUUCACGGAGAUAUUAAGCCACAAAAUGUCUUGAUAUUUGAGCAUCGAAGGCUGGGGUUUAUCGCCAAGAUUACUGAUUUCGGCUCUUCGUUACUCAAAACAGACAUCAAGGAGCCCAUCGUACUCCCGUAUAACACCGAUAUUUGGCAAGCUCCUGAAUGCCAAAACGCCCUCGAUGGGUCCCAGCUUAUCGAGGCAGACACCUUUUCCCCGGGUCUCGUUCUGUGUUACAUGCUUAGCAGAGGCCUCAUUCUACAUGAACUUAAGGAGAGCGACGAAAAAGCUACUACAAACAGGCAUUACCUUUCAGGCCCGGCCCUACAUGAGACCUUUGGUUCCGCCCUAGAAAUCGAGGAAGAGAUGUUAUACGGCCCUAUGUCGUCUCGCAAGCCCGAGGGAUGGCCCGAUCCGAACGAAGAGGUGGACAAAUUUGACAAAAGCGAAGGCUGCGUGUCGAUCCGUAAACUGCAGCGAGCGGUUGCAAGAACUCUACUCCCAUCGCUUUUCGAACCCUCCGUACGCCCCAGUUCCAAGAGCAUCCAUCUAAACAUGAGGACGUGUUUCAGCUGGCUACUAGAACGAGACAUGUUGUAUCCGAUUCUAUCUCUCCACAACCCGUUUACCCCUGAGCGUAUGGAAGCUGCAAAGCUCAACGACCGGGAGAGGGAUGUGCUGCAAAACCCAGACGACACCUCACAAUCCGAUGCCGUACAUCGUAUUGCAACUUCCCUUAAAGCUUGGACGCAGAGCGAGGCUCCUCCUCGACAGAAUAUGCGCGAGAUUCGCAAUCCCUUUGCCGUUGUAGAGAUCAUGGCAGCACAGGUUGACCAAGUCAACAACCCCGAUAUUGGUCCUGCUCUCGAGUUAAUGCUUUUGGCCGCAAAUCUUGGAAACUGGAAGGCACAGAGUAUAUGUGGAUGGCUUCACUCUGUUUUUGACAGGCCAUUUCCCGUAAGUGAAGAACUCGAAUUGGAAUGGCUCCACGAUUCAGUUUGCAAGGGAAGCGCAACAGCCGGCCGACGGCUGGAAUCUCUUGACCCAGAAGCCUAUGCUAUAGCAGUUGACGACCUCAAACGCUGCUGGGCAGGCAUUGGAGUCGAUUUGCCUGGUGACUGGCAAACUUACGACGAUCCUUACAGCCAGAUCCAAAAAUGCAGACUGUAUAAACUAGCCGUCGACGCAACCUUUGGCAUGGUGGAUGGGACGCCGUUGACUUGGGCUGAGGCCGCCAACAACCAGGCAGCCACCCAGGCGCUCCUCGACCUUGGUUCAGAUCCAUUCGAUAUUGCUGGGAGGACAGCAGAAUAUGGGGACAGCUGGUCAAACAACGCUCACAUAUCUCCCGCUUGGACUGCGGCAGCGAGCUUCCAGUAUGGACUAUUGGAGAUGUUGCUAGAGAGAGCCGGCGAUUGUACCGAGCAUUUGAAUUACAAUGAGCGCACUUUCGGUACCCAAGGUUCGAAAGACCCAUUCAAAAUCCUCGGCUGGAUGGUGAAUGGUUGCGAGGGCCACGGCAUCCGCAGACUACUCCUACAUGGGAAACGGUUCUGCCAGGCGUUCCAACGAAUUUUUGAUCUUGUUUUGCAGUAUGGAGCAGAUCCAUCCAACAUCAGCGUGAAAGCCCUGCCAGACGACGGCGAGAUGCUCGACCACUUCCGCAAAUACCGCUAUCCAAACCUCGACAUGUUUCCUCACUACGGGAACGCACUUUUGGCAGGCAAAUACAAAGUCGCCAAAUGGCUCUACCAGACAGGCAAAUGCGAUUUAACAAUAAUGGAAGACGGCAAAACUCUCCUCGGACGACUCAUCACGACCUCAAAGGUGUACCGAAACGCCAGUCUUCACAUCGCCGCAUUUCUCAGCUUAAAUCCGCCCGAUGAGGUGUAUUACAAUGUCAUGGACCUGCUGGGCUCGCGCCUCACAGCCCUCCAAGCCGUGGUGUACAUACAAGAGUACAGGCACGGCCACAUGGCCACGACGGACAUCCUCCAGGCCAUUCUGCGCAAAAAGACGGACACAGACUAUCUGAACCUUCGCGUGGAGGGCGGCCCCUGGCAAGGCAAGACAGCACUACACCUCGCCGUGGAGUCGUGCAACGUGGAUGCGGUGCAGUACCUCAUCGACGCCAAGGGGCGGCACUUGGACUUGUCGGCGCUUGACGGCGACAGGUUCAGCCUCAUCGACCAGGCGGCGCUGCUAAUGAAGAAUCAGAAGAGCAACAUGGAUCUGUGGGAGGUGCCGAGCGAGAAGCGGCGCGACGUAGACCUGCGCCAUUUUGAAAACACGGUGGUGAUUAUGAGGCUAUUGUACCGAAUCGAGGUGGACGAGCUGCAUGUGAUUCUGUAUAGGGAAGAGGAGCAGCUUAUUGUCCCGUGCAAGAUACCAGAUCUGAAGAGGGCUAUUGAAGGUGGGCAGUACAACUGUGACGACUGGCCAGAGAGCUCUGAUCCAAUGCGCCGCCAGAGCGGGAUGAUCUUCCAAGUGCUGAAGGACUACGGGUUGAAGAUCGGCUUGAAUGAUUCUGUGUUUUGGUACACCGACAAAGUGAAGCCGGGGGCCGGCCAUGAUUCUGGUGGUGAGCAAAGUCUUGUCAGCGAGGCUGGUGACCAGAGAGAUGGCCAAGAGGCAUAUUCCGAGUUUGUUAACUCGGUCAAGAAGCUGAAGCUGUAG